Panicum hallii is the source of this 357-nucleotide messenger RNA. RefSeq names its product glutaredoxin-C9-like. NCBI's taxonomy places the organism in Eukaryota, Viridiplantae, Streptophyta, Magnoliopsida, Poales, Poaceae. The transcript has a single exon. The coding region runs from base 25 to 357 and encodes 110 amino acids. The record is from RefSeq and is a predicted model, not a curated record.
UCCCCCGCGCCGUCGGAGGCGGCGAUGGCGGUGUACGAGCGGGUGGCGCGGAUGGCGAGCGGGAACGCGGUGGUGGUGUUCAGCGCCAGCGGCUGCUGCAUGUGCCACGUGGUGAAGCGCCUGCUCCUGGGCCUGGGCGUCGGCCCCACGGUGUACGAGCUCGACCAGCUCGGGGGCGGCUCGGGCGGGAGGGAGAUCCAGGCGGCGCUGGCGCAGCUGCUCCCGCCGGGGCAGCCGGCGGUGCCGGUGGUGUUCGUGGGCGGGCGGCUCCUGGGCGGCGUGGAGAAGGUGAUGGCCUGCCACAUCAACGGCACGCUCGUCCCGCUUCUCAAGCAGGCCGGCGCGCUCUGGCUCUGA